UCGUUUGAAUAUCUUUUCAUAACGUGAACGACUCAUCUUUAUUUCUCUCUCUUUACAAUAAUUAUUUAAUACCAGAAUUUUCAAAUCGAUGCAAGCGACGAAUAAAUCUCAAUCAAUACAGUUCAGUCAUUGGCAUGUAAUAUUGAAAUAAUUGUAAAUGUGUUAAAACAAUGAACCGGAAAAAAUGCGUUGCUUCCAAACCAACAAGAGAAAAUAUAUUGGAAAUUUAAAUUCAAAAAUGUUUCGAUCAAGACAUCAUAAAAAUUAAGGUAUGAAAAAAUGAAAUUAGAAGGAAUAUUUCCUGUCAGAAAACUGGCUGACCAAGAUACAAGAUUUUCCUAGUUGAUCAAGGAAAUUAAAUAGGCAUAAUAAACGCUUUACUCAUCAGCUAAAGUUUGCUUUCCCAUCAGCUGAAUGGUACAAAAAAAAAAAAAAAAAAAAAAAAAGACCUUUGUAAUUAGUAAAUACAAUGUAAAUAUCUGCUAACUCAUGUAAAAUUUCAUUCAUAAAUUUGUGGCAGAAGUAGUAGACCGUUUUGCCGGCAACUGGUCACAGAAAAUAUACUAUGAAACACGUUUUUAAAAGACUUUAGUUAGUUUCAUGAAUAUAAAGUAACGAAGCACUACAUUAAAACAUUUUCAGAUUGAAGCAAAUUGAGAAGAAAUUUAUUCUCAUUUAUGAUAGAGAAAAUGUAUAACAGCGAGAUAUAUAGUGGGGCGUCUUCUGUGCAGCAAUAUUUUCAGCCACAUUUACUGACGAAUUCGAACGAGAAAUCUUUCACUUGCGAUACAUGCUGUAUGGCAUUUUUUGAAAUGAGUACUUUAAGGAAGCAUUUACUAACGCAUACGGGAGUGAUACCAUAUCGCUGCGAGAUGUGCAAUAACACGUUUUCUCUUAGGGGAAAUUUAAUGAAACAUUAAAUUUCCUCUAUAUAAAUACGGGAGAAAAACCAUAUGUCUGUAGUAUUUGCCAUAACGCUUUUUCUCAAAAAACGGACUUAAAGAGACCUUUAAUGAUACAUACGGAAGAGACUUUAAAGAGGCAUUUAUUGACACAUACGAAAGGAAAACCACAUAUCCUUGCAAGAUUUGCAACAACGAGUUUUCUCAAAAGAGCGCUUUAGAGAGACAUUUGCUGAUGGAUACGAAAGAGAGACCGUAUCGUUGCGAGAUUUGCAAUAAAGCAUUUGCUCUGAAUGAAAAUUUAAAGAAACAUUUGCUAAUACAUACGGGAGAGAAACCGUUUUCUUGCGAGACUUGCAAUAAAGCAUUUUCUCUGAAAGGAAAUUUAAACAAACAUUUGCUAAUACAUACGGGAGAGAAACCAUAUGCUUGUAGUAAUUGCAAUAAAGCGUUUUCUCAGAAGGAUCAUUUAGAGAGACAUUUACCAACACAUACGGGAGAGAAACCAUUUGUUUGUGAUAUAUGCAAUAACACGUAUUCUCGAAAGGACGACUUAAAGAGACAUAUACUGACACAUACGAGAGAGAAACCGUUUUCUUGCGAGACUUGCAAUAUCGCGUUUUAUCGGAGAUGCAAUUUAAAGCAACAUUUACUAAUACAUACGAAAGAGAAACCGUUUUCUUGCGUGACUUGCAAUAAAGCAUUUUCUCGGAAAGGAAAUUUAAAGCAACAUUUACUGACACAUACGGGAGAGAAACCAUAUGCCUGUAGUAUUUGCAAUGAAGCGUUUUCUCAGAAGGGUCGUUUAGAGACACAUUUACUAUCACAUACGGGAGAGAAACCGUAUGUUUGUCAUAUAUGCAAUAACACGUAUUCUCGAAUGGACUACUUAAAGGGACAUAUACUGACACAUACGAGAGAGAAACCGUUUUCUUGCGAGACUUGCAAUAUCGCAUUUUAUCGGAGAGGACAUUUAAAGCAACAUUUACUGACACAUACGGGAGAGAAACCAUAUGCCUGUAGUAUUUGCAAUAAAGCGUUUUCUCAUAAUGGUCAUUUAAAGACACAUUUACUAUCACAUACGGGAGAGAAACCGUAUGUUUGUCAUAUAUGUAAUAACACGUAUUCUCGAAUGUACUACUUAAAGAGUCAUUUAGUGACACAUACGAAAGAGAAACCGUAUCCUUGCCAGAUUUGCAAUAACACGUUUGCUCACAGAGGAAGUUUAAUGAAACAUUUACUAACACAUACUGGAGAGAAACCGUAUCUUUGUGAUUUAUGCGAUAAUGCGUAUCCUCAAAGGAGCCACUUAAAGAGGCAUUUAUUGACACAUACGAAAGGAAAACCACAUGAUUUAUGAAAUAACUCAUAAUCUCGAAGGAAAGUUUAACGAAGCAUUUAUUGACUCAUGCGAAGGAAAAGCCUUUUGUUUUUGAUGAGUGUUUUGCGGCAUUUUCUGAUCGAGACAAUUUAAACAGAAAUUUGUUGUCACAUACGGACGGGAAAUCGUAUGCCCGCGAUAAGUUUGAACGGCUUUUUCGGAUCGCACUACUUUAAGGAAAGAUUUACUACAGAAUGGAAGAAACAAUAGAUAGACUUUAAAUUGGUUCCAGCGUUGUGUUUAUUAGAGGUUUUUCUCAAGAAAGUAGGAAGUAUAAUUUUUUGAAAUCUGUAAAAUAACUUGGACUGAUUUUUUGUUUGUUUACGUGGAAGAGAAAAGUCGUACAUGAACCUGCAUAAUAAAGAGUUUUUUAAGCAGAUUUUUAAAAACAGUUGGUGCUAAAGUAAAAAAAUCAUGUUUUUACGAUAUAUAUGUAAUAGAUAAUGAGUUUAACAUGUGUGGACUUGUGACUUGCUUAUUAAAACAUUUUCUUAAAAAAUACCUGUUUAAAGGAACAUUUUUCGAUUGAUACGAAAUAGUAGCCAUAAAAAUGUGACUUGUAUUAAAGCAUUUUCUGCGAAAACAAAAGAAAUUGCACGUAAGGAAGAGGAAUUGUAAGAUUUUUUUUUCUUCUGUUUUCUGAAGAAGGAUUUGAAGAGUGCAUUUUUGUGCAAUCCUGUAAGAAGAUGUUACGUAUUUGUGAAUUAUACAGUAAAAUAAUAUGACUUUCCUCUAGAGGGCAUUUCAGUACCAGUCAUAAAAAUAUCAGUCAAUGUUCUUUUGAAAUCAGGUUGUGUCAAUGACAAGAAUUACUUCAGGAGGUGACAGCAUUUUAAAUAAUAUCUACAAGAGUGCGAUUUCACGAAAUUUGAUAUUGUUAUUACAUUUUUGGGUAUUUAAUGACAUUUCUUUUAAUACAAUCUCAAUAAUUUCCACAUUGUGUUUUAUGAGGGAUGAAUUGUAUUUUCAAUAAAUUUAUAGAAAAAUGUAUGAAAAAAAAGUCAAGAAUGAAUAUUUUAUCAUAAAAUAUUAUACCUAUAUUGAAGCAAUAAUCAUAUCUUCUGUAUUUUUUAUAAUUAAUAUCUCUAACAAUUUGUUAUUUUAU
Argiope bruennichi is the source of this 3388-nucleotide messenger RNA. Its product is annotated as gastrula zinc finger protein XlCGF8.2DB-like. Bases 1138 to 2262 code for a protein of 374 amino acids. Lineage: Eukaryota; Metazoa; Arthropoda; Arachnida; Araneae; Araneidae. The transcript is spliced from 2 exons. The record is from RefSeq and is a predicted model, not a curated record.